This is a messenger RNA of Xenopus tropicalis (tropical clawed frog), 2549 nucleotides long. RefSeq names its product leucine rich repeat containing 71 (gene lrrc71). The transcript has 17 exons. The record is from RefSeq and is a predicted model, not a curated record. Lineage: Eukaryota; Metazoa; Chordata; Amphibia; Anura; Pipidae. The coding region runs from base 93 to 1718 and encodes 541 amino acids.
GCUGACCGGCCCUUUAAAGUGUAUGCAGUACGUCCUGUUACUAUAGAAACGGGACGCUGAGGCAGCUGUACGCAAUAAUUCAAACAGUGACUAUGGGUAAAAAGUCAGAGAAAGCGCAGAAGGACAAAGUAGCUGCAGGGAACGCCGAGGAUGAAUCCAGGAAUUCAGCCAAUGCUUCAAUGGAAAGGGCAUCUCUGACAGUUGGUGAUUACCAAUGCACGGGCAUUCUGGAGCAAGACUUUCCUGAGCUGUGUGGCCGAGCAGGUUUCACUGAGAGUGAGAUCCCCAGGGUUACACUGUGCCACCGAACUGCUGUUACCCCAACAUCUGAGAAAAAUGCUGCAGAUGAUUCCGAUGGUGCGUCAGAUAAAGACAACCCUGGAGGUGGCGGCCCUACGAAAGACAAGUUCAGUUACUUCAAGCCAAAGAUUGAAGUGGAAACAGAGGGGGAAGAUGGGAAAUCCGUCAAAGUGAUUUUUGUUCAUGGAUGGAAAAUAGACCACAGGAUGAUGGGAAUUUUCUCUAAGUGUCUGCCUGCACUCACAGCUCUCCAGGGAAUCAGCCUGUGGAAUGUCGCUUUGACCGAAAGCACCUUCUCUCAGUUUUUGGAAAUUCUGCCGCAUUGCCCAAAUAUCAAGACAGUUGUAUUGGAAGGUAACCCUUUGCCAGAGCAGUCCUAUUAUAAGCUCAUCUCUGACCACUUACCGCUGGUGCGUAUAUCACUGCGGAACAACAUGAUCACUGACGAUGGAGCCAAACUCAUCAGCCAAGCCCUCCAGUCCUUAAAGACAAACAAUAAAAAUUUAGCAACGCUAAACCUCAGCUUCAACCACAUUUCAGACCUUGGCGCUGGCUACUUGGCAGAGGCCUUAAGAAUGGAUCGCUCGUUGCUGUGCCUGGAUUUGUCCCAUAACCAAAUCGGAGACCAAGGAACUCUGGCAUUAGCUGAGGUCUUGGGACCUUUUCCCUUAACCCACAAAGAGAUUGUGGAAAGGAGGCGACUAUUAAUGGACAAGGACAGCCACGAGCUGCAGAGAUCGCCAACAUUAUCACGCAACGGAGACGCUAGAAACGAUCGUCCCCAGAGCCACCAAAGCUACGCGGCUGUUGAAAAGCCAGAAAAGGCACCAGCUGCAAGUAAGACGAACAAGAGCAUGGCCAAAAAGAAAGACAAGGAUAAGGACCCUCAGAAGAAAGAGGAAAAGUCCACAACCAGCUUACAGGGCGGAAACUCCACUGUAUCGGGCCAAGGUGGGCAGGCCAAGAAAGAGGACCCCAAAGCGGCCAAGAAACAACUGCCCAACCCUGAGCAAAAGAACUCCAAAGUAAAGCCUGUGAGAUCAGCAUCCAAACGGGUUCCUUUAACAGAGCAUGAGCUCCAUGUGGAACCAGCUGAAAUCACACACCCUCUACUGGAGCCCGCUGAGUCCCGCGAUGGCAAAGUCUUCCUCCCCGGAAACAGAGUUCUCAUCAACCUUAACCUUCUCAGGAAUCGAAUCACAGAGAAGGGGCUGAAUGGCCUGUUGGCAGCAGUGGAGGCUCAAGAGAGCAAGCUGAUCCCUGGAAGCAAGAGCCAUACUGGGCUGCUACGUCUGUGUGUGGGGAAGAACCUCUUCCCUCCGGACAAUGAAACCUUUAUAAAACUGCAAGAGCUGAUGCUUUCCCGGGACCCGAUACACAAGUUAUCCAGGUUAUCGGCAGAUGAGCAGACCCAAUAACAAAGCUGUCGCCUCUUCACCCAUAAUGCUUUGGUGCCAUAGAACAAUUCAGCAGUGGGCCCUGGAUGCUGGUCUAAUCAGGUAGACCCCCGCCCAACUGCUGGCCCCCCAACCUGCAUUUUUGCCUUUUACCCAAUCUGACCCCCUACAGCUUUAUCCACAACCCAACUCGCUACCCUACAGCCCACUUAGAACCAUAACACUGAAAGGGAUCUUAACUAAAGGAGAGGCAAGGCGAAACUGGGGUAAAAGCAGCUUAUUUUGCAACAUUCACCCGCCCAAGACCCACGGAAGGAUUGUAAUGACUUAUUCCUAGCAACUUCACAAUUGGUUUUCAUGAUUUUAUUUUAUUUUUUUUACAGUAAUUGAAUUAUUUGCCAUCUUCUUCUUCCAGAACUCUUUCCAGAUUUCAAAUGGGGGUCACUGACCCCGGCAGCCAAAAACUAUUGCUCUGUUAGUCUACAAUUUUAUUAUUGUUACUUUUUAUGACUUACCUUUCUAUGCAGGCCCUCUACUGUUCAUAUUCCCAAAUCACAUUUAAACCUCUGCCUGGUUGCUAAGGUAAAUAACACCCCAGCAACCAGAUAACUGCUAAAAUACCAAAUGGAGAGCUGCUGGACAAAAAGCUAAACUUAAAAACCAUUAAAAAUGGUUGCAAAUUGUUUCAGAAUAUCAAUGUCUACAUCAUAUUAAAUGUUAAUUUAGCGGUAAAGUACCUCUUUAAUAACAAAACCUGUGCUACAUGUAACUAGUGGGGCCAACCCAAAAUCCUAUACUACUGGAACCAAUACUGGCAGUUAUUGAUCUCAAUAAAGUUGCAGUUAUGGAUUA